Messenger RNA from Atta colombica, 494 nucleotides. RefSeq lists its product as uncharacterized. The coding region runs from base 84 to 413 and encodes 109 amino acids. Lineage: Eukaryota; Metazoa; Arthropoda; Insecta; Hymenoptera; Formicidae. The transcript has 5 exons. Gene Ontology annotation, molecular function: protein binding; serine-type endopeptidase inhibitor activity. The record is from RefSeq and is a predicted model, not a curated record.
UUUAUAUUCAGUAUAUCAUCUUGAACAUCUUGGACAUAAUAUAACGUUGAUUGCUGAUCUUUCAACAAACUAAUUUUAACAAAAUGUUGUUUUAUUUAAUAUUGAUUGCUGCAUCGCCGUUUGUCAUUACCGCGUUUCCACAAAAUUUGGAUAACAUACCUGUGGAGACGGCUCAAGAGCCAGUGGCUUUCAAAUCCAAUGGAAAUCAAGAAACAACUGUAUUAUCCACAAAUGAUUGUGUUAUACCUGAAGAUAGAAAUACCGAUUGCAUGAAAAACUGUCCUAUGAAUAGAAACGACUGCAAUCCUGUUUGUGGGACGGAUGGUGUAUCAUACAUUAAUAAAAGUGAACUACAAUGCAUGAUACAUUGUGGAAAAAAAGUAUCAUUACUGCAUAAUGGAACCUGUUCAUAGGACCGAACUGGAUAACAAACGAUUUGCAUUAUAUAAUAUAAUCCGAUAAUAAAUAUUUUGAUGAAAUAUUAGUAAACGUAA